AUGCGGUGGAAGUUGGGGUUAGCCGAAUAUGACGUCACAAUAAAUCUAUGGAGUCCCGACACAGACAGACGGACGGGUAGAAAAAGUCUCCAAAUUUGUGGACAAACUCAGAGACUUUGGUUUCGCCUCGGUCAGAAUGGAUUCGGAGGAUGAGUAUGUAAUGGACGAUGUGGACGACGAGGAAGAGGAUGACCUUGGAGACGAAGACUAUGAGAAUUUUGACUUGGGAAUGGAACCCGAGCCCUUAUCGUCAGCGGCUCAGGGUUCCAGCAGGGACGACGAACUGGACGAUUUUCCAUACGAAGUCCUGAGUCCAGAACUGAUUGUUCAACACAUGGUAGACUGCAUCAAAGAAGUGAACACAGUUGUGCAGAUUCCCCCAACGGCCACGCGUAUUCUGCUGAACCACUUCAAGUGGGACAAGGAGAAACUCAUGGAAAGAUACUUUGAUGGGAACCAGGAAAAGUUGUUCAGUGAGGCCCACAUCAUCAGUCCCCAUAGGAAAGCCAAGUCCAGACCCAAGACUCCCGGUCAUGGCUCAAACAGCCAGCUCGGCGCUAUGAACACGAGAUCGUCGACGGCGCUGGCUAACCAGGAGAUGCUGUGUGAGAUCUGCCUGAUCACCAUGCCGCAGUCCUACAUGACCGGGCUGGAGUGCGGACACAGGUUCUGCAUCUCCUGCUGGAACGAAUACCUCACCACCAAAAUCAUGGACGAGGGCAUGGGACAGACAAUAUCGUGUGCAGCCCAUGGUUGUGACAUUCUAGUAGAUGAUGCCACUGUUAUGAGGCUUAUACAAGAUUCCAAAGUGAAAUUGAAGUACCAGCACUUGAUAACCAAUAGUUUUGUGGAGUGCCACAGAUUAAUGAAGUGGUGCCCUGCCCCAGACUGUAAAUACGCCAUCAGGGUGCAGUACGUGGAUGCAAAGCCUGUAACAUGUGCCUGUGGACACAGUUUCUGUUUCAGUUGCUCUGAAGACUGGCAUGAUCCCGUGAAGUGUUCAUGGCUGAAGAAGUGGAAGAAGAAGUGUGAUGAUGACUCAGAGACGUCAAAUUGGAUAGCAGCCAACACCAAGGAGUGUCCGAAGUGUCACGUGACGAUUGAGAAGGACGGGGGGUGUAACCACAUGGUGUGUCGGAACCAGAACUGCAAGGCCGACUUCUGCUGGGUCUGCCUCGGGCCGUGGGAGCCUCACGGAUCGUCAUGGUACAACUGUAACCGUUAUGACGAGGAAGAGGCCAAGGCGGCCCGGGAUGCUCAGGAGGUAAGUAAAUCCAGGGCAGCCCUGCAGCGGUACCUGUUUUAUUACAACCGCUAUGCCAACCAUCAACAGAGCCUCAAGUUUGAGCAUAAGCUGUAUGCCCAGGUGAAGCUGAAGAUGGAGGAGAUGCAGCAGCACAACAUGUCGUGGAUCGAGGUGCAGUUCCUGAAGAAGGCGGUGGACGUCCUGUGCCAGUGCCGCACUGUCCUCAUGUACACCUACGUCUUCGCCUUCUACCUGAAGAAGAACAACCAGUCCAUCAUGUUUGAGGACAAUCAGAAAGACUUGGAGAAUGCGACGGAGUGUCUGUCGGAGUAUCUGGAGAGAGACAUCUCUGCUGACAGUCUAGUGGACAUCAAGCAGAAGGUCCAGGAUAAGUAUAGGUACUGUGAAAGCCGGGUGAACGUAUUGCUGCAGCACGUACACGAGGGUUACGAGAAGGACUUCUGGGAGUACAACGAGGUUUUGUAGCUGCUUCUGUGUGUGAAACUAAAAUCCUUAUAAAAAGCAUAAUAAUAAUAACAACAACGUCGUGGUUCAACGGUGCAUCUCGCAGCACAGUGGAACAGAAAAAUAAAUAAAGAAUAGAAUUUGCUGCAGAAACACCCAUAUGCCUAGAUAUGGACAGAUUGACCUGUUUGCUCUCUCCCAUGAAGUGUUUGGUUGUGUGUAGAUGAAAAGAGGAAAAAAAGCCCUGGUUAGAUUUUGAUGAUAUGCUGGUAACACAUGGAAAAAAAUACAUGUACGCUUUGCUUACAUGGUGUCUAAAUUUGGGUGUCUGCGAGAUAGUAUUAUAUCUCCGUGUUACUGUAUGUACUGCUGUGCAGUGCUUUUUCUCUCUCUUCGGUGGGGAUUUUUGUUUUUUGCUUCCGGGGCCAUAUGUUUGAACUGGAGUACUAGACCAUGCUGCUUUUUGUGCCCAGAAUGCUGUAGAUUGUUCUCACUCAAACAUUACAUUACAAGUACAUGUAGUAAUACCAGAAAUAAGGAUUGGGAAUGUUUUCCAGGUAGUUUUAAGCACUGCAGUAGAUAAUGAGUUGUCAACAUGGUUUGCUCUCCAAUGACUUCAGUAAUUCAGUACACAAACCUUGUACUUCGGUACACAAAUCCUGUACUAAGCCAUACAUGGCAAUGUCUAAUGUUCCCAUUGGGUGUAUUAACUACUAAGUACAUAGCAGUCUCCAAUGGUGUGGAUUAUAGCCAUUUUGUUGAAUGAUUUCGCAUGAAGAGCAAUCCCCAGCAAGCUUCCGUUCAAUCAACUUGAUUUGAAAGUUCUACCGUUGGAAACCAGCACUUCAGAGAAACAUCAGGUUAAAUAAGGCUUGAUCAGGGUUUCGCCUUUGUAGCUUCUAGGUUUUUUUUCUCCUUCUGUAAGGAAGGUAUGUAAUGAGCAUGUACAUGUAUGUAGCUCUUUUUUUGGGACUGAAAAAAUAAAAUGCUUUAAGAAUAUGCAAACAGUGUAAGUAAGAUCUUGGAUAUGUCCGCCUUGGUGUACAAUACUUGUAUUACAUGUUGUACAGAGCAAGACAGGCUAUCAGGCUUAGCAACUUCAUUCUCACUCAAGUUGCAUGUAAGAUAAUGUGAACAGUGACACUGAUAGUACAAUUGUGCACCUCUGGUUUAUUGUUCCUGUAUGCCAUUAAGACGAGUGUACCUAUUGAAAAUUUAUCCAAUAAACAGAUCAAAUCAUUCUG
Molecule: messenger RNA, 2955 nt
Organism: Branchiostoma belcheri (Belcher's lancelet)
Lineage: Eukaryota; Metazoa; Chordata; Leptocardii; Amphioxiformes; Branchiostomatidae
Product: E3 ubiquitin-protein ligase arih1-like
Exons: 16
Coding region: 137-1732 (531 amino acids)
Biological process (GO): protein polyubiquitination; ubiquitin-dependent protein catabolic process; positive regulation of proteasomal ubiquitin-dependent protein catabolic process
Cellular component (GO): nucleus; ubiquitin ligase complex; cytoplasm
Molecular function (GO): ubiquitin protein ligase activity; ubiquitin conjugating enzyme binding; zinc ion binding
Source: RefSeq, a predicted model, not a curated record